Messenger RNA from Clonostachys rhizophaga, 387 nucleotides. NCBI's taxonomy places the organism in Eukaryota, Fungi, Ascomycota, Sordariomycetes, Hypocreales, Bionectriaceae. The record is from the annotation of a GenBank genome assembly.
AUGUCAGGACAAGAUGUUGUGACGCACCCCGUGUGGAGGGUUUACUUCCCCGGCACACCCAGAGAUCACGUUGCGAUUUUCAUUCAGACUGAAACGGCCAUGAUCGGAACUCUAAUUCAAGUUAGGGGUGCCAUUGAACGGCCAUCAGGUAUGAGGCAUGGAAAGUUGGACAACUACAACUUGAGUGAGUCUCGGUCGAUCCGUCGUAAGGAACGCCUUGGAAACACUAAGGAAGACUUUGGUCCCAACGGCCCACUGCCAGGUGAGAAAAGACGUUGCAACGAGUGGCAGGCUGACUAUGAGAAGAAGCUUUCCCAGGAGGGCCUGGUGGUGGAUAUUCAAAAGAAUGUUCAACCUCUGGUUGCCAAAUACACGGAAUGGUAUUGA